Lodderomyces margitis is the source of this 1017-nucleotide messenger RNA. RefSeq lists its product as uncharacterized. The record is from RefSeq and is a predicted model, not a curated record. The coding region runs from base 1 to 1017 and encodes 338 amino acids. The transcript has a single exon. Gene Ontology annotation, cellular component: peroxisomal membrane. Gene Ontology annotation, biological process: peroxisome fission. NCBI's taxonomy places the organism in Eukaryota, Fungi, Ascomycota, Pichiomycetes, Serinales, Debaryomycetaceae.
AUGGUUACUACUACUACUACUGCUACUAUUCUAAGUGACACCAACACAUUCAUCGACCAAGUUGCAACUGACAACAAGAAAACACCAUUACCUGCUUCAUUCGCUGGUCAACAACAACAACAACAACAACCUUCAAGACAAGAUAUAAUCAACAAUUUAAUACAACUAGCCAAACAGGAACAAGCCAAAGGGAAUACUUCCAUCACUUCAGAUAAAUUAGAUAAGCUUCAAAGUGUAUUAAACAAUAAACCCGAACCACCACAGAGAAACUACAAUUUUGACAAAUUCCAUAGGUUUAAACAAGUUCCUGAACAAGAUAAACCUAGAUCAAAACCGCAAUACCCACCGUUUUUCGAUAAAUUUGAUAUUGAUAAAGCUGAACCCAAGAAAGGUCUGUCAUCAUCAUCAUCAUCAUCAUCACAAGUGCAGGAUAAAGAUUCAAGCACCUCAACAAAGAAAAGAUCAUCAAAAUAUAAAGGCAAAUUUUUUAAAGCAAAGAAAUUUACUUUCAAACAGUUGGAGUUUAUGUUUAUAAAUUUUCUUGAAACCAUUGCCAACAUUUUGGAUAAUUUACAUUUACUUUCAAACUUGCCAAUGUUUCCUCAAGUUUUGACCAAGUUAUUAAAACAAACCAAUAAAUUGUGGGUGUUGAUUCUUGUGUUUUUAGUACGAAAGACUAUAUCGCAAUUAUUGAAUGUCAUACGCAAGAUUAGAAAAGUCCAUACUGAGUUGAAUAUUAUGAAUGAAAAGACCACUACAUCAAAACCUAUUAAUGAAGAUAUCAAUAAGAAAUAUAACAAGAUUUUGAAGGAUUUAAAAUUUGAUAAAAUGAUGCUUAUAUUUGAAUUAGUGGGUAAUUUCCUUGAUUUAACAUUCAAUCUUAUUGAGUUGAGCCAGAUCAGUGUUCCUAAUUGGUUAAUGAGUGCUUUGAAUGUGGCAAGUAUGGGAAUGACCAUCUACAGAAUGAAUAAGGACGAUGAGUACAUUGAUGAUGAUAUUACUGAAGAUUUGAUAUAG